Messenger RNA from Meloidogyne enterolobii, 1087 nucleotides. The record is from the annotation of a GenBank genome assembly. Lineage: Eukaryota; Metazoa; Nematoda; Chromadorea; Rhabditida; Meloidogynidae.
GUCGAGUUCGAGCGAGUUCGAGUUACUCGACUCGACCGCUCGGUUUUUUUGCGUAAUUACUCAACUCGGAACUCGGGAUUAUAAUACUCGGAUUACUCGAACUCGGAAAAUUCCUACUCAACUCGGAAAAUUCCUACUACGAUUAAAAGUGAAUAUGUAGUAAACGUUUUAAAUAUAAAUUGUAAUAUCUUUUUUAUUUAGAAAAAUUUCAGCAAAAAAGGGAGGGGGGGGGCAUUCUAUUAGAGGGGGGCAUUCAAAUGGAGGGGGGCAUUGUAUUUUUCGAUCUUCCGCUAGAGGGGCAUUCUAUUAGAGGGGGACAUUCAAAUGGAGAGGGGCAUUCUAAUAGAGAUAAUACGGUAUUUAUUUUUAUACCUAACAGUUGUAGGGCGAACUCCGAGACAUUUUCCUUUCAGAUUCCUAAUAGUUUCGAUUCUGGCUCCUAUGUUUCUCAAAUUUCUGGGCUGAGUCUAACUCCCGGAGGUAUAACCACCUUGUCUUUUACAGUUUCGCCCUUUGUCUUUCUCCCAUUUUUGCCUCCUUUUUGUUUCGCCUUUCGGGUUUAUCUCAAAUCUGUCAUUCCUGAUAAAUAUAGCCGUCCAUUGUCUCCCACAAAUGUUGGGGAGGAUUCUUCAGUUCAUCAUUUAAAGCCUAUGGCCGAUGAAAGUUAUUUGUCUGGACAUACUUCUGGUCGGCAUCGUCGUCGUUCUUCUUCUGGAGGUUCAGAUCGUGUUCGUUUUGUUCCAGUUUUGGAGCCUUUGGCUGAACUUGCCGAAGCGGCAGGAUAAUUUUUGUUGUAAAGAUUAAACGAUUAAUUAAUUUAAUCAAAAGAAAACUUUAUUUUAAAAAUUGUUCUCAUAUUUAUCUUUCUCAUUUUUUAUUCUUUAGUAUUUAUUUAUUUUUAACCACCAUUUUUUGAAAUUUAAAUAUUUUAUUUUUAAAAAAUGUUGUCGUUAUCAAUCUAAUGGAAAGUUUACUUUUGAAUUUUUAAUGGCAGGAAAUAUCAUUUGAAUUAGGGUAGUAUCGUGAAUUUCAGGGCCGUGAGUUUCGGGGGUUGGGGUUGCCUGGGAGGGCAUAGUGGAUGACUGGG